UGCAGUAAAUGGUACGAGCACAGUUGUAGUUGCUGUGAAGAUCAAGGAUCCACACACUACACUGUUCGAAGCUCUAUCUUAGUUUGGAUGCGGCCGUCCAAUUAUUAUUUGGCAGAUUUUGUUCAUUCCGUUCUUUCCCUGUGCGCCCACGACCACCCUGCAUGCUACUGUUAGGGCGCAGGUCAGACCGCGCCUGCACUCUCUGCUUUUGUCCAAAUUUGCGUCAGUAGUCCAAGUCUCGAGUAGUUCCGCGGUUCAUGUUAGUUGUUUGUGUCGAAUCUGCUAUUUAGGUAAACUUUGGACACGGGGUACUGCCAUUUGCAGUGCUUUUCAAGGCUUGCAGCUUUGUGGGUUCAAGAGGACGCGUAGUCGCUCCGGCGCUCUGAUACCGAACCGGUGUCGACGAUUCUGCAGCAGCAGCUGCGGCAGGCAAGAAUGGACCCGAGGCCGAUACAUCCCGGAGCCCCGCUUGGCGAUGACCAAACCGACAGCCCAUUCCUGCGGCGCCUUCGCCCCAAGCACUUGAUCCAAGAGGAAGAAGACGUGGCGGCUCUGAUGGACGCCUCGCGAACGCUGAAGCACACAGACCACUCCUUGACGGACCUGUCGAGCCCCGUGCGACGGCAACAGUACACGACGUUCUUCAACGACGUGGACGGCUCGGCGGAUCGGCUGGCGCCCGGAACGUUCGAAAAGCAGGAUCUGCGCAGGCUCAUCGACUGCUUGCAGGACUGGGUAAACGACACGCUGGUCAAGCGGCGCGUAAUCGUACGUGACCUGUUCCUGGAUAUUCACGACGGCGUGGUGCUGGAAGAGCUCAUGGACGAGCUGACUGGCGUGGAGGACAUGGGCACGAAACGUGCGGUGGGCGCAGUGCGUGGCAAGGCUUACGUUGCAGGCGUCCUGGCACGUCUGAACAAACUCCUGAACGUGGCGGACCAGCAGGACGGUGGCUGCAUGUGGACCGUGGAGCGCAUCUGGGGCAAGGAGGUGGUGGCCACCCUGUGCAUGAUGGUGGCGUUGGUGCACCACUUCAAGCCGCUCAUGACCCUGCCCGAUAACGUGACCAUCGAGGUGCUGAGCGUGAAGAACACGCGCGACAAGAUGCAGCAGACGGCGCAGCGUGUGCCGAUCACGGGAAACGAGCGAGCCCGCAUUACCGCCCUGCAUCUCGCGCAGGGCAGCGCCGAGCACAAUCGCGAGCUGGACGCGUUCGACAAGCUGUUCGUGCACGCGCCCGAGAAGGUGGAGGCCGUGAAGCUGUCACUGACGCAGUUUGCCAACCGCCACCUGGCCGUGCUGGGCUGGAACACGGGUAAGGAGUUGCCCGUGCAAGACCUGGCUCUGGACCUUCACGACGGCCUGCUACUCAUACACCUGCUGUCCGUGCUCGGCGGGUACUACGUGCCGAUCUGUGAGUAUCACCCGAAGCCGAUCAGCCAGCUGCAGAAGGUGACCAACAUGGGCCUGGUCUUCCAGCUGAUGGUCUCCGAAGGCCUGCCCGUGCGAGGCGUGCCGGACGAUGUCGUGAACCGCGACGUCAAGACGACCAUGCGCAUCAUGUACGCCAUCUUUUCCAAGUUCAAGCUGGCACCGGUACAGCAGGGCGUGGCAGGUGGCAACGGCGUGUAAGGUGUUCACUGAAUGAUAAUGUGAGUGUUGCCAUGGUGAGGAUAUCAGUGUGUUGGCAUGGUGAGGAUAUCAGUGUGUUUACAUGGUGAGGAUAUCAGUGUGUUGGCAUGGUGAUUAUACGAUAGGAUUCAUGCACAGUUUUGAAGACUGGUGGCAGCAAGACCUGUCGCACUAUGGUGCUCUUGAACAUAGGCAUGUAGCCACGGUUUUCAGCUGCGUACACGCACAUUCGUGUCUGUGUGCAUUUGCGCUUGCUCAUGUGCGAGAGUAUUCGCUCGCACUUGCAUACAGUCAUGUACAUUUAAAUUUUGGUUGACUUUACAUGUACAUGUACAUAUCUGGGCACCAUCUAACUGGUGCUUUAUUGAGAGUGAUGAUGCGCACAUCUAUCUGGUGCUUGAUGCUGCGUGGCUACAUGUACAUGUAUACUCAUCUUUCUUGGGUAUGCACAUUACCCUUUGACAACGCCACCCCGUGCAUUUGCUGUGUGUGUGUGUGUGUGUCGUGGAGCCGUCCAUAGUGAAUGCGUACAUACUCGGGCUUAUCUGCCGUCACGAAUAACUUACAUGAUCUUUCAAUCUUUACACUGUUCUGGGGUAGAUGACUAGCACUCGUGUUACCUUUCUGUGAGUGAACUCCUUGAGUAAAUUCAAGAUCAUGCUUCUGGUUUUCCUCUUUGAUAUCUUCUAUUAUCUGAAUGUGUGAGGCGCCGGUCUGGGUGCACUGGUGGUAAUUCAGGAAUUGGCAAGUUA
Sycon ciliatum is the source of this 2384-nucleotide messenger RNA. RefSeq names its product gamma-parvin-like. Lineage: Eukaryota; Metazoa; Porifera; Calcarea; Leucosolenida; Sycettidae. The transcript has a single exon. The record is from RefSeq and is a predicted model, not a curated record. Gene Ontology annotation, molecular function: actin binding. Gene Ontology annotation, biological process: substrate adhesion-dependent cell spreading; actin cytoskeleton organization; cell projection assembly. The coding region runs from base 436 to 1632 and encodes 398 amino acids. Gene Ontology annotation, cellular component: cytoplasm; focal adhesion; actin cytoskeleton.